CUCUUCAUAACUACAGUUAGUUUUUUUUAUUUAAAAAAAGGACCAGUUCUCUUUCUACAUGACAGCUAAACUACCAGGACAGAGCAUGCCAUCUUCACCAACACACAGAAUCCUGCGACCCCUCCUGCUCGGCACGUUCCUGCUGGGCUGCUUCGUGACCUUGUUCCUCAUGUACAUCAAGCCAUCCACCAGCUGGCUGUCGGGCCCCGUGGAGUCCGAGACGUCGACGGCCCGCGUGAAGAGCCUGCUCUCCAACAGGAGCGAGCAGAACCAGACCACGGUGCUCGUCUGGCUCUGGCCCUUCGGCGAGACCUACGACCUGAACGUGUGCGGCUCGCUGUUCAGCAUCGACAACUGCUUCAUCACCGCCGACCGCAACCUCUACAACAAGUCAGACGUGGUGGUGAUCCACCACAGGGACAUCAGCUCCGACCUGUCAAACAUGCCGCCGGCGUAUCGGCCCCCGCUGCAGAAAUGGAUCUGGAUGAACCUGGAGUCGCCGUCGCAUUCGGCCCAGCUGCCCGGCAUCGAGAACCUGUUCAACCUGACCCUGAAUUAUCGCCAGGACGCCGACAUCGAGGUGCCCUACGGCGCCAUCGUGCCCUCUCAAACAGACGAGGCGUUCGUCCCGCCCAGCAAGACCAAGCUCAUCUGCUGGAUCGUGAGCAACUGGAAUCCGGAUCACGUCCGGGUCAAGUACUACAACGAGCUGUACAAGCACGUGGAGAUCCACGCUUACGGUCAGGCGUUCGGAGAGUACGUCUCCGACCAGGACUACUUCCCAACCAUCGCCAGCUGCAAGUUCUACCUGGCCUUCGAGAACUCCAUUCACAAGGACUACAUCACAGAAAAACUGUACAACCCGCUCUCGGUUGGCACCGUACCCGUGGUUUUGGGGCCGGCCAGGGAGAACUAUCAGAACUACGUCGAAGGAGGCGCCUUCAUCCACGUGGAUGACUUCUCCUCUCCCAAAGAGCUGGCCGAGUAUCUUUUAUUCCUGGAUAAGAACGAGGAGCUCUACCUGAGGUACUUCGACUGGCGUAAACACUUUAAAGUGAAGAAGGCCUAUUUUUGGGCGGAGCACACCUGCCUGGCGUGUGACUACGCCAGAAGACACAAUGAGUACCGGGCGUUUCAUAAUCUCGACAAGUGGUACUGGGGUUGAUCUGGGUGUCUGUGGACGUCUGGAUGUAAGGGGAUUGUUUACAUGGUGCCCGAUGAUGGAGAGAAUUGAUUUACUGUCUUUUCUGGACCCUUGAAGAGAUUUUUUGACAUACGCAGGUCUUAAAUUAAUUUGGUUAGAUUCCGUUAACUGCUAACCAGUCGCGAUUAGUCGAUGGGCACACAGACACGACCAAAAAUAAUAGACAACAAAUAAAAGC
This is a messenger RNA of Trichomycterus rosablanca, 1382 nucleotides long. RefSeq names its product fucosyltransferase 9a (gene fut9a). The coding region runs from base 59 to 1165 and encodes 368 amino acids. Gene Ontology annotation, cellular component: membrane. The record is from RefSeq and is a predicted model, not a curated record. The transcript has 2 exons. NCBI's taxonomy places the organism in Eukaryota, Metazoa, Chordata, Actinopteri, Siluriformes, Trichomycteridae. Gene Ontology annotation, molecular function: alpha-(1->3)-fucosyltransferase activity.